AUGGCAAGAGAUCUUGCUGGACAGGCGUACCCAGAGCUCGCGACUCCCCAGGUUGACAAGUAUUCUCCUUUGGCAGAGUCAGAUGACCCGCCGACGGGUGCUGAAGAUGGUGAAUGGCUCAAGUUAUUCGAUCAGAAAGUCGUGAUCCCAAGUACGUUACCAUUCCGUCACCAAGGACAAGACACGCUUAUUUCGGGGUUCGCAGAAGAUUGGUGUCCACGAAUCAAGACGGUAAAGGCCGUUUAUGACAUCCUGACUCAACAUCGCUUUGUUUCGGUGUAUGGAGGUCCCAAAACUGGCAAGACGACGCUCUUGGCGCUCUUGCACGCGCAUAUCAACCGCGUUGAACCUAAUGCCAUAGUCUACCUCUCGACACCAACGUCGUCGAAAACACACAUAUCACGAGAACAGAUUGUUGAAGAGUUGGUCAAUCCGAGUAAUCAGAGUAGUUCGACUCGCUACAUCCUCAUCGACGAGGCCCAUGGUACGCCCUGGACAUGGCCAAGAAUCGUAGACACCAGCGCCCGUCUAUUCGUCGUCCUAUCCUCCCGGUAUCUGUGUGAUGUCACAGCGGAGAAUCCACGAUUGGCGGGAAAGUCGUUGGGGAUUGCAGAGAUUGAAGGGAGGAGACUCGCACGAUAUAGCCUCCAGUCGAGUGGGCUCUACUUUAGCCGAGAAGAAUACGACGACCUCUUGACUCGGAUACAACCGAGAUGUGGCUUUGGUGUUGAUUUGGCCCAUUUCAUCUUCAAGGUCACUGGAGGACACGUCGGCGCCGUCAAAUCCAUAGUGGAGUUUAUCCACAGAUUUGGAACCAAUCCCAAGGACGUCAGCGUACAUUAUUCACUCGCCGACUUUGAUCGCGACAACCCAUCAUAUACGGUCUUGUAUGACCACCUGAUGAGCCAGUCAUCAGGUGUGAUCAAAUGGCCACAAUCUCUCCUUCCCUAUGCCAGGGCCUUGGACAGCGUGAUGCUCGACGGGCGUAUUCCACCGCACAACGAGCUAAAGCCAUCCCACCACAUCCACCUCCGACAAGCCUAUAUCUUGGGAAUCCUCGACAUGGCGGAUGGCAACUAUGUGUUCCCAUCGCCACUCCACCGCGCACUCUGGUCGCAUCGACUCUGUCGGGAACGGGCACCCACUCCCCCGCUGGCGUACGAAGACCUGUUGUCCCUUGUACAAGCGGUAAUCUCUCGCCUCGCCCCAUCCGUGUUGACAGAUAUCCCACCAUUGCUCCAUCGCGGUACACAUGGGUGGAUCUCCCGCGAAACGCUGGAGCACCCUGGUGUCCCAGAGUAUCCUCCUCCACAGCAUAACGGAUAUGCGGUCGAAUUCUAUCGAUGCUUAUUUGAUCUGACUGGAGGAAGCGUCGAGAUAUCUCCCGCGUUUGCCAUAGGCCUGUCUGAGAAGCCUAGUAGUGUUCAUUUUGUGAUCCCGUCGAAGAGAUGGGGGAUCAGUCUCACACGAGAUGGCCGACUUUUGGCGCCCGAAGACCGAAGAGAAGACUUUGGGUCGUGGUUGCAAGCGCGAGGACUCGAAGAUUACAUUCUUCUGGAUUUUCGGGAUAACGUUCCUAUUUACCCGCAUCAAGCUCGAUAA
This is a messenger RNA of Serendipita indica DSM 11827, 1602 nucleotides long. The record is from the annotation of a GenBank genome assembly. Lineage: Eukaryota; Fungi; Basidiomycota; Agaricomycetes; Sebacinales; Serendipitaceae.